Etheostoma spectabile (orangethroat darter) is the source of this 2281-nucleotide messenger RNA. It is a transcript of the gene marchf3, whose product is annotated as E3 ubiquitin-protein ligase MARCH3. NCBI's taxonomy places the organism in Eukaryota, Metazoa, Chordata, Actinopteri, Perciformes, Percidae. Gene Ontology annotation, molecular function: zinc ion binding; ubiquitin-protein transferase activity. The coding region runs from base 277 to 1005 and encodes 242 amino acids. Gene Ontology annotation, biological process: protein ubiquitination. The transcript has 6 exons. The record is from RefSeq and is a predicted model, not a curated record.
ACUGUUCUCACCGCCGUUUGCCGUCCGUGUGUCUGUCAGCCACGCUAAUCUGCUUUAGGGCAGAAGCUUGCACACACAGACUCUGAUAAACAGAGGGGAACUGUACGGGAGCACACAGCAUCACACCGUGUUUGUGGACACCAAGCCGCUGGGUAAGCUGUAAGUUGACCCUCUCAACACUAUUGAAGUGAAAAGGGAGAACUCUAGUACAAAUGUUAUGAGCUGGAUUCACCUGCCUGUUGCAUUAGACAGAUGUGAUGCUCCCGGCAUAAGUGAAUGGCCCCUUACGUAGCAGACAUGACAUCAGAGGUACCCCUGGGCCCGUGGGUGCCCAGCCCUGUGGGGGAGGUCAAGGUACUGCCUGAACACGGGCUGGAGGAGCAACUCAACAGUUGCAACCAAGAAAUUACGCACUAUCACACAUGUGACAUGGCCACUGAGGAAUGUGCAGGACUACCUGACAGUCUGUGCAGCGACGAGCCGUUUUGCAGGAUCUGCCAUGAAGGCAGGGCCUCAGGGGAGCUGCUGUCCCCCUGCGAGUGCUGCGGUAGCCUGGCCAUGGUGCACCGCACAUGCCUGGAGCACUGGCUCACCGCCUCCAACAGCAGCCACUGUGAACUGUGCCACCACCAGUUUGCACUGGAGCGCCUGCCAAAACCUUUUACUGAGUGGUUGUGUGCUCCCUCCGUGCAGCAUCAGCGGAGGACCCUGUGCGGCGAUGCGGUGUGCUUCCUGUUCAUCACGCCGCUGGCCAGCCUAUCAGGAUGGCUGUGUGUCCAGGGAGCCAUGGACCUGUACUACGCCAACGCCAUGGAGGCCCUGGGGCUGCUGGUCCUCACGCUGGCCCUCUUCACCAUAUUCGUCUUCUGGACCAUGGUAGGCUCAGGGUCUCUGUGCGCUACCACAUGCAUCUGUUCGAGACGUGGAAGAAGACGGACCAGAGAGUGCGACUGCAGAUUCCCUUGCCCCCCCAUACCACACCAACCCAACAGACCCUGUCCAUAAACCCCUUCAGCAAACCCCCCAACAAAGAGACCAUGGUGUAGUAGACUACAGUCUACACUCCUGAACAUACAAGAGCUGGAGGACGUUUACGCCAGACUCUGGAACCUUUUCUCAAACAAUUGAGUCAGCAAAGACUUACGGAGACUCGUCUUACAGUGAUAAAAUGUGAAAUUGUCCCAAAUCAGAAGAGUCAUUCUGGCAACUGGUUGGACAUGUUUGGUAUUUUUCUACAAUGACAAUCAGUAUCAUUGUUUCCUGAAGACAACAAAGCGUCGUGGACUUAUUUGACGAUCCAGUUGUUUUUCCUCCUUGUGAAGUAGGCCCAAGAAGACAAAUGUGCUGCAACUUGGCACUUCUAAUAUCUACAAUAAGAGUGUGUUUAACUUAGAAGACCUAAAGUCUAGCUUUGGAGCUCUUGAGUCAGACUAUACAAACUAUUCAAUUAGGCUUGGCUCAGUAUUCAUGCCACAGCUGAUCGUAGUGUUUAUACUUUUUAUUUACCUCAGAAGUCAGAAAUGGGAAUGAUGUCACACCCGAGUUGACCACAGUUACAACUAGAGAUGGUCCCAUACCAUUUUUAGCUUCCCAAUACCGGUACCUUAACUCGCGAAUGGGCUGAUACCAAGAACUGAUAAGAUACCAGAAUGGAUGCUAUAUGAUUUCUAUCAUUUUUGUAUGGUCUGGCUCUGGUUAAACAGGGAAAAACACAAACAAUGAAUGCUGAAUAAUUUUGUUUUACUAUUCAGUUUGACAGUCCUAACGGAAAAAAGAACAAGUUACUUUUUAAUUUUCUUAAGGUAUAAAUUACGUGGUAUGAGAUAGAUGCAUAGAGAUCCAGAGUUCCAAAACUGACACCAGCAUUUAUUAAAAAAAAAAAAAAAAAAAAAAAAAAAAAAAAAAAAAAGUAAAAGGGAAGGUAAUGAAGCCUUUUAUACAUUCUCAUGUUUCUUUAGAAAUGAAUAAUGGACAAAUUGAGUCUUUAAGCGCUUCAGAUGUAAAGUUAUUCGCUGUCAAAAUGAAUGACAGUUAAUGGGUUGCUAACGUCAGGUGAUGGCUUGUUAGCAUCAAAAUGGCGCCACAUGUAGUAUGCGUUGUGGAGAGACUACUACUACUGCCACCCCUAUUUGUGAUUUGUGGGUGAACCAACUGUUUAACCUGUGUUGCUUCCUCCUGUUUAGUUCUAACAGUAAAUUAAGUUUGAGUAUGCUAGCACAGCUUUUCCCGACAAUUUAACUAGAAUGUUAUAUUUUGUUGUAAUAAACGGCCUUUAAUACAA